This is a messenger RNA of Xyrauchen texanus (razorback sucker), 3561 nucleotides long. Its product is annotated as equilibrative nucleoside transporter 3-like. Bases 345 to 1781 code for a protein of 478 amino acids. The record is from RefSeq and is a predicted model, not a curated record. Gene Ontology annotation, cellular component: Golgi apparatus; plasma membrane. Lineage: Eukaryota; Metazoa; Chordata; Actinopteri; Cypriniformes; Catostomidae. The transcript has 7 exons. Gene Ontology annotation, molecular function: nucleoside transmembrane transporter activity. Gene Ontology annotation, biological process: nucleoside transmembrane transport.
CGUUCAAGUUGUUGCGUGUUCCUGGAGCAAACUGCUGUCAUUACAUUUACUGGGAAACAGUGUGUUGUUAUUGUCUUGUUUGUUCCAAGCGGAAAUAAGAAAGAGUAAUUCAGCUAAAAUCAAGCAAUUGACUCUGGGACUCCUGCGUGUUUACUUCUUGACUGGGUUCUGAGCGGACAGCAACUCUCAUUCUGGAUGAUUAAGAGAUUUUAAGAGCAUCUCACAGCAGACGAGGGGCUGAAGUUCUAACUUCUUUUAUCCCUCUUGGUCACCCCUCAAGUCAAGUCAAGUGGCAUUAACCAUCCAUAAACUCCCUUUCCCCCAUACAUGCUGUCUCUUUGAGAAUGGAUGGAAUGGAUGGACCGUCGGUACAGGCCAGCGUGAACUCCUCCUACAUUCCCACUCUCAUUUCUUCCAUGUCUGAUGAAGAGCGUCCUGAGGGUGAGGUGACAGGGGGCGACACCUCCCCGCUGCUUACCAAGAAGCAGCAGCCCGUUGGGCCCCUGGUGGCCCGUGACUGCCCGGAGGACUCCUAUAAUCUGGUGUAUAUCAUUUUCUUCCUGAUGGGCAUCGGCUCUCUGCUGCCCUGGAAUUUCUUCAUCACUGCCAAACACUACUGGCUGUACAAGCUGAGUAACAACUCCAGCCCUGCUGGCCAUGAGGAACCACACAAUGACCUCAGUGACUACUUUGAGAGUUACCUUGCUAUUGCUUCAACUAUUCCCUCAGUGGUGUGUCUCAUAAUCAACUACCUCCUUGUCAACAGGUUGUCCUCUCGGGUGCGGAUCCUCUUCUCUCUGUUCGUGAUCUUGCUUGUGUUUGUGGUGACCACAGUGCUGGUAAAAGUGGACGUGUCUGGCUUUAGGAUCCAGUUUUUUGAGGGAACACUAGCUAGUGUGUCACUGGUCAGUGGAGCAUCCAACAUCUUCUGUGGCAGUGUGUUUGGCAUCAGUGGCCACUUUCCCAUGAGGAUAUCUCAAGCACUCAUAUCAGGUCAGGCCAUGGGUGGCAUGUUGAGCGCAGUGGCCUCAAUAGUGGAUCUGGCUGCUGCCAGUGAUGUGUCCAACAGUGCACUGUUUUACUUCCUCACCGCUGACGUCUUCACUCUGCUCUGUAUCUUCAUGUACCUGCUGCUGCCCAGACUGGCUUAUUCACGAUACUACUUGGAAGUGGCUUCUAUACCCUGUAGUGAGUCUGACAUCCACAACAGCAGCUCAGACCCUACAAAUACAUCCGUGCCACCCCUCAUGCCAAUCCUGAAGAAGACCUGGGUGCUAGGCCUCUGCGUCUUCUACGUUUUCUUCAUCUCCAUCAUGAUAUUCCCCGCGGUCUCCUCUGGAAUCCAGUCAAUGAAUAAAGACUCUGGAAAUCCCUGGACCUCCACUUACUUUAUUCCUCUCACUAGUUUUUUACUGUACAAUGUCGCAGACUUUUGCGGCCGUCAGGUCACCGCCUGGCUCCAGGUACCGGGACCCACCAGUCGCAAACUUCCACUGCUGGUCCUCCUCAGAACCGUCUUUGUUCCACUGUUCAUGUUGUGCAACUAUCAGCCGCGGUACCACCUACACAACGUGCCCUUUGCGCAUGACCUCUUCCCCGUGGUGUUCGUCUGCCUGCUGGGGAUUUCCAACGGGUACCUGGGCACGCUGCCUAUGAUCUAUGGGCCUAAAGUCGUGCCACGGGAGCUGGCUGAGCCUACUGGUGUCAUCAUGUCCUUCUUCCUCACGCUUGGGCUAGCUGUCGGAUCGGCCUUCUCUGUGGCACUGGUUCAUUGUAUCUGAGUGCCAAUGACAAGCUUUCUUUAUGACUUUUAACAAAUGCCUUAGUGCGGAUCAUUUACACUACAGCACCCAAGAACUAUCUGUUGCCAAAAACUUGAAUGUAAAUAGUUUACACAGUGACAUUAAACUAGAAAUGGAUUAAAAAGGUCUUAAAAGAUUACAUGAGAUGGUUACAAUUUAGAUUAAAUAUUUACAAAUUGGUUAUAUGAAAUAUGUAGAAACCAGAAUGCUUACUACCAGAGUCAAGACCAAGAGAUAGAAAGGGUACUGUAGAUUGUGAGACAAAAUCCAGUCUUGAUACAUUUAAACUGACCAAUCAGCAGACCACACUGUAACUCCCACUGUACCGGAGUUGUGACCAUUUGCACACCCCCAAUAAACAAACACCACAGGCAAUGCACCCUCUGUAUGCCUUGGAAUGCAAAAGGUCUCUUUCCCCAAGGAAAUGGGGGUUGUAACACAGAAAUAUAUUUGUUUAGUUCAUUUUCAACACUAUAAAACUGACUUUGAACUUGACAAUAAAGUCAGUUUGAUUAUUCAGUGUUUUUGCUUUAAAGCAACUGUUUCUUGCAUUAAUUAAUUAAAGCAAUAUUUCCAGCCAAGAGUUUAGUUCUCAAAAAUGCACGGUUAAAUGAUCUGAAAAGCUCUGUUAUAUCCUCCUAGGUGUAAUGAUUGGGGAAGCAUUCACUGUUGACCAAAUGUACAUAAGAUAAAUAGCAGUUUAAGUAUGAAUCGAAUGCAAUUUAAAUAAAUUAGUUAAAAAAAAGAUGAAAAAGUCAUGGUGUCAACAAAUGCAUUAUGCGUAAAAUACAGAAGGAAGAUUAAUCUAACAUGCUAAAACAAUGAAAACAAUAAGAUAUUAAAGUUGAUGUAAAACAGUCUUUUCAGACUUGAAUUGUGUGCAUUAAUCAUUAGCCUGAAUAGCUUACAGCCCCUAAUGUUUCUCAUAAACAGGAACACUUUGCCCUGACAUUGCCUCAGAUACUGUUGUACAUUAAAACAGAAGAUGGCACACAUAGUAAAGUGGCGUGUCAAACUGAAGAAACUGUUUAAAAUGACUUUGUUUAUUGUUCAAGUUUAAUUGAUUAUCAAAACUGCCAAUUUAUACUGAAUAUUACCUUUCAAAUAACAAACAUGAAACGGAAUAUUUCAGAACUGAAUUUUGGAAGGUGAAUAUGUAGGCUUUUUUUGUUUUGUUUAAAAUGAUUAAAUUUUAUGUGAAAUGUUUUGAAAUAUUUUAUAAACAUUUGAAUUUGCAUCCCCAAUAAAUGCAACACUGUCAGUGCAGUGUUUUUUUUUUCAGUGUUUUUUUUUUCCAAAGAUAUUUGUUAUUAAAAUGCUACCAUAAUUUUUUGAUUUAAUACUUUUUUCAUUGUUUUGACCCAUUUUAGUGUUCCCAAAGAGUCUGAAUCUAAAUGUUUACUAAAUCAUUAUUUUUAAAGUUACAUUUUAUUUUAUUGUCAUCUUUUAUUAGAAAAGUAUUUUGUUUGUGGACUCUAUUUAGUUCAUAGUAAAAACAUUUGAAUAUUACUGUACCCAGGCACAGGGGUAUAUUUUUUCCUAGAUUGAAUGUUACUUAAUACUUAAAUCCAAAUUAAUUUCAAAGUCAAUUUUAAAUGUAUUAUCAUCUUUUAAUAAAAAAAUAUAUAAUUUUGGGACUCAAUUCGGUUUUGAUAAUACAAACAUUUGAAUACAGCAGCAUUUUUUUUAAAAUGUAAUGUAUCCAGGGACAUAUAUACUUGAAUAUAUGUAUACACGGUACCUUUUUAAGUCAAUUUAA